CCAAGUACCUUUUGUUCGACCUCGUGCCACCCAAUCUUCAACCACCGAAGCGACCAUGGCGCAACCAGCACAUUUGCGCUCUUUAUACCGAUCCUUACUGCGAGAGCUACCCCCCAGGCCGCUUUCGUCGACAGCCUCUAGGUCCCCUCUUCACCAGAAACUGCGACAGAGCUUCUCCAAUGAUGCCUCCCAAGACAGCGCCAUCGCCCAAGCUGAGCAGCUAAUACAGUACCUGAAAGCCCAGCGCCAGUAUACUACCCUUUUGGAACGAUACAACCCCGGUAUGAACAUGGAAGAAGAAGAGAGGAUCAGACUUAGUGCGCGGAGGGUUGGUAUGGACCUUCCCAAGGAAUAUGGCAGAAAUCAGAUCUGAGCAGUUCGUCACCGAACUUUUGAACACGCGAAAGCUGCCAGCCUUCGUCUCAGAGCCAACACUAGGCACGCAUCCAACCUUCUCAAAUGAUAAUGAGAUUAUGCGCAUUUCACCUCGAAUCGACGGCUUUAUCUCCUGGCACGCAUAAGAUGCGUUGCGUUGCGUCAGCUGCAGUUGAACGUUUCGCACAUAAGGCAGGAUUCCACAAGCCGGAUACAAAGAUGCAAGACACAGAGUUGACCAUCCAGAGUUCAAUCGCACAUGAAGAGAUAAUUAUAUCGACCCUGUAGUAAGAGUUAUAUGUAUUUUACUGUAUAACACCCAGUUCAUAAGAUACUGUGAUACAGGGCUUUUCUGGUACAGCAUACGAUGUAUUAACGUCCUAAUCAAAAGGUAUUGGUGCUUGCGAUACUACGGCGUGGUGAAAUAGUCGCCGAAGCCCCUUGGUUGAGUUUCACUGGCCAACCUAGAAUAUAAACUCAAAUUGUUUACUUCCAAUCUUAUCUACUUUCUCA
Messenger RNA from Xylaria bambusicola, 888 nucleotides. RefSeq lists its product as uncharacterized. Gene Ontology annotation, biological process: mitochondrial proton-transporting ATP synthase complex assembly. Bases 56 to 373 code for a protein of 105 amino acids. Lineage: Eukaryota; Fungi; Ascomycota; Sordariomycetes; Xylariales; Xylariaceae. The record is from RefSeq and is a predicted model, not a curated record. The transcript has a single exon. Gene Ontology annotation, cellular component: mitochondrial matrix.